UAUAUAAAGGCGGCGCAAACUGCAAGAUCAGAAUAGCUUGUGCGGCUUUACAAAGCCGGCCAUUCUACUAACGCCAGGUUUUGGGGUUUUAGCGAGCGAGAGGAGAGAGCCAUGGCUGAAGACGGUGUUGUGGCGUCUACGGAUUUUCCGGUGAAGAGGCAGAGAGAAGUUGAGGAAGAUAAUAGUAAUGGAGUCUCUGCUUCCACUGUGUCAUCCAUGGAGCUGGAGGGCAACAAAGACCAGCCUGAUUGUAUAUCCUCCGUGAUUCCUGGGUGGUUCUCUGAGAUUAGCCCAAUGUGGCCUGGAGAGGCACAUUCCUUGAAGGUUGAGAAGAUAUUAUUUCAAGGAAAAUCUGACUAUCAGAAUGUCAUGGUUUUUCAGUCAUCAACAUAUGGAAAGGUUCUUGUUUUGGAUGGGGUGAUUCAGCUCACUGAAAGGGAUGAAUGCGCAUAUCAAGAAAUGAUCACUCACCUUCCACUUUGCUCUAUUCCAAACCCAAAGAAGGUUUUGGUUAUUGGUGGAGGAGAUGGUGGAGUUCUGCGGGAAAUAUCUCGCCAUUCUUCUGUUGAGCAGAUUGAUAUGUGUGAAAUUGAUAAGAUGGUUGUCAAUGUUUCCAAACAGUAUUUCCCUGACAUAGCAGUUGGGUAUGAGGAUCCCCGGGUGAAUCUUCAUAUUGGUGAUGGAGUUGCAUUUUUGAAGGCUGCUCCUGCCGGAUCUUAUGAUGCGAUUAUAGUAGAUUCUUCUGACCCCAUAGGUCCUGCACAAGAGCUUUUUGAGAAGCCCUUUUUUGAAUCAGUGUCAAAGGCACUUCGGCCAGGGGGAGUUGUGUGUACUCAGGCAGAAAGUAUAUGGCUUCACAUGCACAUAAUUGAGCACAUAAUGGCAAACUGUCGCCAGAUAUUUAAAGGCUCUGUUAACUAUGCAUGGACCACAGUGCCUACAUACCCAAGUGGGGUGAUUGGUUUUAUGCUGUGUUCUACUGAGGGACCCCCUGUUGACUUCAAGCAUCCAGUGAAUCCAAUAGAUGCAAAUGACGCUUAUAACAAAUCCAAAGGACCCUUAAAAUUUUACAACUCAGAGAUUCAUACAGCCGCUUUCUGUUUGCCAUCUUUCGCAAAGAAGGUGAUUGAAUCAAAACCAAAAUGAGGAAAGUUUCAAGAAUUUGUAGCAGAAAUGGCGGUUGUAUAGUGCCAUUUAUCAUCUUCACCGCAAUGGUCCAUCUAGCAGAGAACAAUCGAAUAAGUCAUGGUUUAAAUUGAUGUUCCGAGUAGUUUUUGCAAUUAAUGUCAUUCCUAGGUGUUAGUUUUAGUUAUAAAAUUUGGUGGCCAUUCAGAGAUCUUCAAGGAUUUUUGUAUUUUGUUUUUUGGUAAGUCACCUCCGUUUCUUGAGGUGUGAUUCAACUUCUCUCAGUUAUUACUAAUAAUGUCGUCUCUAUGAACUUUGUGCAAGAUUACUGCAAUCUCUUUAGAGUUUUCAAACUGAA
Molecule: messenger RNA, 1483 nt
Organism: Carya illinoinensis
Lineage: Eukaryota; Viridiplantae; Streptophyta; Magnoliopsida; Fagales; Juglandaceae
Product: spermidine synthase 1-like
Exons: 9
Coding region: 112-1146 (344 amino acids)
Biological process (GO): spermidine biosynthetic process
Cellular component (GO): cytosol
Molecular function (GO): spermidine synthase activity
Source: RefSeq, a predicted model, not a curated record